AUGGGAUUCCGGAGACAGGAUAACUUUAGCGGGAUGUACAAUUGCGCAGACGGUGAGCUCAUUGAUAUCGCCGCCGCCUGCCCUUACCUCGCCGCUCCAUUCAUCAAUACCGCCCGUGAUAAUCCCCAACCUCCACUCCGCCCCGCCCCGCCCCACCCCGCCAACUUCAUCCUCACCAAACCUCCUCUUUCCCCCCCUGAUAGCGCCACCCACGCCAAUAUCGCAAAAUCCAAACCGUUAUUCUAG
Messenger RNA from Morchella sextelata, 246 nucleotides. RefSeq lists its product as uncharacterized. Lineage: Eukaryota; Fungi; Ascomycota; Pezizomycetes; Pezizales; Morchellaceae. The transcript has a single exon. The record is from RefSeq and is a predicted model, not a curated record. The coding region runs from base 1 to 246 and encodes 81 amino acids.